Messenger RNA from Epinephelus lanceolatus (giant grouper), 2135 nucleotides. RefSeq names its product free fatty acid receptor 2-like. Gene Ontology annotation, biological process: G protein-coupled receptor signaling pathway; cellular response to fatty acid. Gene Ontology annotation, cellular component: plasma membrane. Lineage: Eukaryota; Metazoa; Chordata; Actinopteri; Perciformes; Serranidae. Gene Ontology annotation, molecular function: G protein-coupled receptor activity. The record is from RefSeq and is a predicted model, not a curated record.
CGGUAGGGACAGGAAAACCACGCUGUCUCACUGGGUUUGUUCCGAGCCACUGACCCAAUAAGAAGCCUUCGUCUCCUGUGGUUUUGGACUGCCUGACAGAUCAAACCUCCCUGUGCUGCAGUGUAUUCAUCCCCCCCCCUGAGUCAAGGACAUAAUGUGACACAUCCUGAACCUGACUGACUGACUGACUGACUUACAUUGGGGCCACCAUGCAGGAGUGCCACACUGGACUGUGUCUGUCUGUCUACAUCAUUACCUUUGUGCUGGGCUUCCCAGCCAACGUCCUCGCCUUCUACACUUUUUGCAAAAAAGUGAGGCAGAAACCCACACCCAUUGACAUCCUGCUCCUCAACCUGACCAUCUCUGACCUCCUCUUCCUCCUCUUCCUGCCCUUCAAGAUGCAGGAAGUGAUGAACAACAUGCUCUGGGACAUGCCCUACCCCCUCUGCCCGCUGUCUGGCUUCAUCUUCUACAUGACCAUCUACAACAGCACCUUCUUCCUCACUGCGGUCAGCGUAGAGCGCUACCUCGGAGUGGCUUUCCCCAUCCAGCACACCUUGAAGCGGAGACCUGUGUAUGCCGUCGCUGCCAGCAUCUUCUUCUGGAUUUUCUCCUUCAUCCACCUGAGCAUAGUGUUCAUAGUUCCCUUUAUUGGCCCUAAAAACUCUCCGAAUGCCACCUCAGGCCACAAUGUCUCAGCUAGCUUUGCCAAUGGUGUUGACCAGAGAGAAGUGUGUUAUGAAAAUUUCACGGAGGCUCAGCUGAAUGUCCUCCUGCCUGUGCGGCUGGAGCUCUGCGUGGUACUUUUCUGCAUCCCUUUCCUGAUUAGUAGUUUCUGCUACAUCAACUUCAUCAGGAUUCUGUCCAAGCUGCAGCACAUUGACCGGCGCCGGCGCCUGCGGGCCAUUGGCUUGGCUUUAGGAACACUGCUGGUGUUCGCUUUAUGUUUUGGCCCCUAUAACGUCUCUCACAUUGUCGGUUUUAUUACUUGGAAAAGUCCCGACUGGAGAGACAAAGCUCUGCUGUGCAGCACCUUUAAUGCUUGUCUAGACCCUCUUAUUUUCUACUUCUCCUCCUCUGCUGUGAGAAAGACUGUGGGUAGUGUGAUGGAAGGGGUUAAGAGUCGUCUAAACAGGUGCGUGUCCUGUCACAUGCUCAGGGCCUUGUGGGGGGGGAUUAACAAGACUGCAAAAGAUAAGGAACACAAACAAGAGGAGAUCAAUGCUAUCUAACCUGACUCAAAGAAAGCUGUGAGCAGCUGCUUUCGCUAAUUUGUUAUUUCUUCAUCCCUGGAAGCAGGAAAUUAGUGCCAUGUUUAUGUUUUAACACAUGAGAAAAUGACUCUGCAUACUGUAUACAGUCUCUGUUUGACUCUCUGAUGAACUUCCUAUUGGGAAAAAAGACAACAGAGGAAACUCUUCUUCAUGCAGCAUGAUGGGAAAGUCACAGAGACAGUCUCCUCUGAACCGUCAUAUUCAAACAAAACAUUUAUUUUUUACGUAACAACAGGAUUUCAUAAGAUCUCCAUCAAUGCUGUCAGGUGUUGUGGAGUGCUGCACCAACAAAAUGAAUAUCUAAGCAACAGCUGCGGACGUCACCUCUAAGCAAUAAGAGAUAAAGCUUUGACCAUGAACAGCAUAUGUCGUCUGUUUGUAACAACAUGCUCAUUAUGUGUGAUCUUAGAUGUUGAAAAUGACAGGGCUUAGUACAAAAACACAUACAGGACGCAGCCAAUAUGCAGUUUUCUUUUUAUGUGAACAUUUGUGUGUGUUGUGUUUCAUGGCUAUGACCAUUCUUAUGCAGAUUUCUGUUUACACCAUUUUACAUUUAUACUGUCGUUUGCUUAUACAUGUCACAUGAAACCGUAUGUGAUGCGAGAGUAACACACAUGCAUGAAUAUAUGUAUGAAUACAUGAAAUAUGCGUCUGAAAGCUGUAUGACAGGGGCUGUAAUUACAUAAGACAAAACACAGAACUAUUUUCAUAUGCAAAUCAUAUAAAUAUGUAUUUUGCAUAAUUUAUGACUCAGAUUCUUUUGUAAAGGCGGCAGUCAGAUAAUAAUACACGAGAGAACAGACAUGAGAGAGGAAGGGAAAAAAUGCGACAACAUAAAGACAAGACUGAUAGACUGUUUUC